AAAGCAAAUGCAUUUGGUAGCGCCCUCAGGAAAAGUCCAGUCACUUCCUGCCCAGUAAUCUGCCUGGGAGCAGCAGAUACAUUCUCAUUGUUUGCCAUUUCCAGUUUCCAGUAAUGGGAACGAUUACUUGAUCCAGGCAGUUUCUGCUGAAGAUCGGGGAAAAAGUACAAAUUUUAAUGGCAAAUUUUUAUCUGUUUCCAUAAAACAACAAGGGAAAAAAGCAAAACGUGGUUUUGGUACCUGGAGGCAUCACCUCUGAUAAUGAAUAUUGUUUGAUUUUGGGAUUGAAGUGUCUGCUCUUCAGGAACGAGAUGUAUCUUGCUCUUCUGGUGAUUUUCUUGCAGUGUUCAGAACUUUACGCUCAGGGGAAAGUCUAUCAAGUUUUUACUUUCAACGGAGUUAAAAUCAAGGUUGAACCAUCUGACAAAGUGAAGAAUGGAGCUCCAAUGUCAAUCAUCUGCCAUGCUGAUAUUAGCAAAAAUACUGAUUUCCAGCUGAAGCACAAUUUCACAUUUUUUAAGGAUGGGAAGCUUGUGUUUAUGUCCAUAUCAGACAAAGAAGAUGCACGGUAUGAAAUACCCGUGGCCAAGUCUGCAGACACAGGAGACUAUGAAUGUAGGGUGAAAGCAGGUGACAAGGUGGUUAUCAGUAAGCCCACCUAUGUUUGGGUUGCAGGAAUGACCAAACCAGUCCUGACUGCUGACAAAAAAGAAGUUUCAGAGGGUGAAAUUGUGAAAUUACGUUGUGAGCUGCCAGAAGAAGUCCCUCCUUUAGAGUUCUAUUUCCGCAAGAUAAAGACAAAUUCAGAGCCUAUAGCAAAACGUGUAGCUGAACAAAACCAAAAUUUUUCUGAAAUGGAAUAUUAUGUUGAAGCAGGAGAUAAUAUUUUACAAUUUGAUUGCUUUGGCAAGAGACAAGUAAAAUCUGGAUGGGAGAGCUCCCAACACAGCAACAAAACACUUGUUACAGUCAAGGAACCAUUUAGAAAGCCCACUCUGAUCACCAAGCCCUCCAAUAACCUUACAGAAGGAGACAUUAUAGAAUUUGAAUGCUCAACCGUGGCAACUGAAAUGCGUGGCGUUGAAAUCAUCUUCCAGAAAAACAGAACAAUACUGAACAGUAUACGAGAUAAGGGAACUCUGAAAUACUCUACAUUAGCUACUCAAGAGGACAGUGGUGAAUACCUGUGUAAGGUGGAGCAAGGAGCAGUGUCUAAAACCACCAAACUGAAUGUCUUUGUGUCAGAAUUAUUUCCCAGACCAACACUAUCUGCUUCUAUGACUCAGUUGGAUGAAAAUAAAGAUUUAAUUUUGAACUGCAGCAUUAAUGGUUCACGGAAAGCCAACUUCUCUAUCCUACGGAAAAGUUCCAGUGGAGACAUCCUGCUGAAAAGAUCUAGAAUCUUAGCAAUUAAAGUUAAUGUGAAUGAUACUGGAUCUUACACCUGCAAAGCUGAAGUAAAAGGAAUAGUCAAGGAGAGCAAACCUGUAAGGAUAAGUGUUUAUGCUCCAGUCUCCAAGCCAACUCUUUCUGUUGUCAGUGGCUCACCAGAGGUGGUAUUAGGGAAGCCUCUACAAUUAAUCUGCCAUUCAGUGAUGGGAACACCACCAAUAACAUUCACAUUCUACAAAGGGGAUGAAAUUAAGAAAAAUGUAACUAAUGACACAUUUGCUACAUUCCUGGAUGAAGAUAUUGGACUAAAUGACAAUGGAGGGUACAAAUGUGAUGCUAGAAACAAUCACUCCAGUGGUGUGAAAACUAGCAAUAUUCUAAAUGUCACAGUGAUAGUACCAAUCAGGAGUGCCAGUUUGGGCAGUGUUCCGUAUGGAGAAGUAGAAGUUGGCAGUGAUACUGCUUUCCUCUGCUCUGUGAAGGAAGGAUCUUGGCCAAUUCACUUCAAGAUUUUUAAAAAAACUGAUCAGGAAGAACUUCUAUAUGAAGCAAGGGAAUAUUCAGACAGAACCAUAUGGCACAAGAAAACAAUGAAGAGGAGGGACACAGGGACCUAUUAUUGCAUGGCCUCGAACCGAGCCAGCGUGGACGUGAGGAGCCGUCCAAUAACCAUCAGUGUCAUCUUAGCAGCUUGGCAGAAAGGAGUCAUUGCUGCAUUUGUCCUGACAGCCCUGGCAGGAGCAGGAGCAGUCGUUUUGUGGUGGUUUUUGCGUAAGAAGAAAAAGGCUAAAGGACCAUCCAUGGAGAUGUCUGGUUCUGCCUUGACUCCAAGCUUGGCAAGUGAAAAACUAACAAGACCGCCCAGUGAUGGAAACUACUAUUCAGGAUCAGGUUACAUUGAAGAUAAUGAAAACCACAUGAAAUCAACAGAUGAGAGUAAAGGACCUGACCUUGAGAGUGCUGAGGUGGAUUACACUGAAGUCGAAGUCUCCACGCUUGAUCCUCACAGAGCUCCUGAACAGAAGGGGACUGAAACAGUUUAUAGUGAAAUCAGAAAAACUAAUAAUGAUUCUAUGGAAAACAGGCAUUCUCAGAGAAUAUAUGGGCAUCCUGAUGCUACCUAGUGCAGUCACCUCAAAGAUCAGCUGGGAGAAGAAAACAACACAAGAUGGAAGAUGUUGCAAGUGUUCCAAAGGCUUUGCAGCAGUUAUUUAUGAGUUUGCCAGACUCAUCUUUUCCAAGUUUAUUUCCUUAGGAGGAACAAUAGAGAUGUUCCUAAAGCAUUUAAUGGAAAAAAAUUACAAAUAAAAAUUCUCAUAGGAAAGUGGCUCUAGAAA
This is a messenger RNA of Zonotrichia leucophrys gambelii, 2729 nucleotides long. It is a transcript of the gene PECAM1, whose product is annotated as platelet and endothelial cell adhesion molecule 1. Gene Ontology annotation, biological process: cell surface receptor signaling pathway. Bases 312 to 2516 code for a protein of 734 amino acids. Gene Ontology annotation, molecular function: transmembrane signaling receptor activity. Gene Ontology annotation, cellular component: plasma membrane. The record is from RefSeq and is a predicted model, not a curated record. Lineage: Eukaryota; Metazoa; Chordata; Aves; Passeriformes; Passerellidae. The transcript has 16 exons.